Erythranthe guttata (spotted monkey flower) is the source of this 994-nucleotide messenger RNA. RefSeq names its product embryo sac development arrest 14 (gene EDA14). NCBI's taxonomy places the organism in Eukaryota, Viridiplantae, Streptophyta, Magnoliopsida, Lamiales, Phrymaceae. Gene Ontology annotation, biological process: rRNA processing. Gene Ontology annotation, cellular component: nucleolus; small-subunit processome. The record is from RefSeq and is a predicted model, not a curated record.
UAUCAUAUUAUUCUCGCACAAUUGAAACGAUUUUUCCCGACAGUCUCCAUCUUCACACAACCAUCACCGGCGGCGGCGGCGGCGGCGGCUCUAACUUCGCCAUCUCACUGAAUCUUCUCAUCAACCAAGGGCAUAAAAAUGUCGUCUUUAAGGAAUGCUCUGCCUAGAAGAGCUCACAAGGAGCGAUCUCAGCCACAUUCAAGGAGGAGAUUCGGUCUGCUCGAAAAACACAAGGACUAUGUCGUACGCGCUAAAGCCUUCCACCAGAAGGAAGAUGCAAUACAGAAACUUAGAGAAAAGGCGGCGUUUAGGAACCCCGACGAGUUCUACUUUAAAAUGAUCAAGACGAAAACUGUCAAAGGAGUCCACAAAUUGGAGAGUGAAGCAAACAAGUACACUCAGGAGGAACUCAUGUUGAUGAAGACUCAAGACGUCGGAUAUAUUUUGCAGAAACUUCAAUCGGAAAAGAAGAAAAUCGAGAAACUAAGUAGUGUGUUGCAUAUGCAUGGUCUUGACAGCGGCUCGUCGAGCAAGCAUGUUUAUUAUGCUGAAGACAGGGACGAAGCAAGAGAAAUACAAGCAAGUGUUGCGGAAAACAAAGAAAAUCCUACUUCAGAAGACUUGCCUAAAGAUAUCAAACGGAAAAUAGCUGUUUCAUAUCGAGAGCUGGAGACUCGAAAAGGUCGAGUGAAAGAACUAGAGAAAAUCUACAUGGAGAUGGCAAUGCAGAAAGAAUUACAGAAAAAAGGCAGAAAACGCAAACUCCGUGAAGAUGAAAUCGUGGAGCCAACAUCAAAACCCGUCUACAAGUGGCGUCAAGAAAGAAAACGCUGAGAACAACAAAAUACUGCUGAUAUUUUUGAGUGAUCAAAUUUAUCGACGCUUUAAAAUCGAAAUUUUGUAGCAUGAAUUACAUUUAAAAUGUUUGUUAUCAAUGACUCAAGGAUAGAUAAACUAAUCCUAGUGUAAUGAUACGAAGUUUUUUCGUUUUUUU